ACGGAAAUCCGGUUACCGCCAUUUUAGAGUGUUAUCCACUCGGCGUGUUUGUCUCCACUCUCUCGAAUGGUUCGCUAAUUUCUUUGUAAAUCUCGCUAGUAACCGUUUUAUUUCUUCCAUAACAGACUGCUGUAGAGUUAGUGAUUCAAGAUGAGCUACGGCAGACCACCGCCCGACGUCGAGGGCAUGACAUCUUUAAAAGUCGACAAUCUGACAUACCGCACGUCUCCUGAAACGCUGCGGCGGGUUUUCGAGAAAUACGGCCGAGUCGGAGACGUCUACAUCCCAAGAGACCGGUACACGAAAGAGAGCCGCGGGUUCGCCUUCGUCCGUUUCCAUGAUAAGCGGGACGCGGAGGAUGCGAUGGAUGCCAUGGACGGCGCGUUGCUGGACGGGCGCGAGCUGCGCGUGCAGAUGGCGCGAUACGGGCGCCCGCCAGACGCGCACUACAGCCGCCGCGGAGCCCCACCGAGGAGAUACGGGGGAUAUGGACGGAGAAGUCGGAGCCGUAGUCCUCGGCGCAGGAGGCACAGCAGGUCCAGAUCCAGGAGCAGGAGCCGAUCUCGUUCCCGAAGCAGGUCCCGCUACAGCCGAUCCAGAUCCCGGUCCUACUCUCGUUCCCGGUCUCGGUCCCGAUCCCGCUCCAAAACCCGCACCCCUCGCAGAAGCAAGUCCAAAUCACCUUCCAGGUCCCGCUCAAGGUCCAAGUCCAAAUCUCACUCCAGGAGCCGCACCCCCAGAUCAAACAAAGGAUCCAAAUCCAGGUCCAGAUCAAGAAGCAGACCCAAGUCUCCAGAGGCUACUGAUGACGCUCCUGUUGAAUCGUGAAAUGUAAGCAAACCUAGUGCUCUGUAUAAAAGUAUAAAUCUUAUUUCUUGCAAGUGGGUGGGUGGGGGUAUGUACAGUUAUACAAGAAAGUGCUGUUAAUUUUUGUCUUAACCUGAUUUGAGCAGAUUGACCCCCUUGUAACUCAUGCCAGAAAUGGGGCAAGUGAAGGCAUGCAUGCAAUUUAAUAACUUCUAAUGGUUGCUUUAAUGUUUGGCCCCUCUGCUUCCCUCUUGGAUCAAGUUCUUUCAGUCAUCUGCAGAAGUAAUCGAUCGGUAGAUACAUUCUCCUAAUGGAGGUGUCCGGUUUUACCUAAGAUUAGUACGGCGAAGCUGUUAUUCACAGCAUCCGUCUGGUAUCUUUGACCUUGCAUGACAUUUUUAAAGGUUUAUUUUUAAUGCACAUCCUAAACCUCAAACUGGAUAUUUGAUUCGGAGCUGUCGUGGGUAUGAUACCGUAAGUAUUUGUUUGUUUUGCAACGUGUACCAGCCAAAAUCAAUUGAUUUUAUCUAAAUGUGGAAUUCUUUCCUCCAAGCUGCUGAUUCCUGUUUGCAAAAGAGGAGUUUGGGGCAGUUUGAGAGCAGUUAGUGUGUGAUCCGACCAUUGGCUGCCUGCUGCUGAUUGGCGGUUGCUAUGGAGCAGGUCGGUCUCAUUUGAGUGUUGAGGUGGUGUUGAGGUACGUCUGCAGGACAAUGGACUGAGACCUUUUCAUCAUCCUUGUCACAAACUCAUGUCUAUCAUGGCAUAGGCAAAAGCAGAAUGGAAGUGAUGGGGUGUGUUCUCAGAGCUAUUUUAAGCUGUCAGCCUGAAGAGUGUCUGAUUUUCAGGCCUAAUUAUAUACAUUGUUUUCAGGCUAUUUAAUAUUUUAACUGGCAGUAACUUCCUGACGCUUAAAGUGGCUAUGAGAAGUUCACAUCGCACCCUCAGGUUUGUUGGCUCUCUUUCCCUUGAGGUUUCUUGCAGAACAAACAUCAGGUACACAAUGAGGUUUCCUGCAGAAUAAAUCCGUUCCAUAGAUUUAAUGUAAAAAUGGCUAGCUUCUCCUUUAAGAAGUGGAAAGAGUGCCUGUUUGUUCUGUAUAAAUGACCAAAGUCGAGCAUUGCGUAAUAAGCCAAUGCCUCAUUCUAUGGCGAUGUGCCUAUUAUUGCAGAAGCUCCUCUGCUUUAUUGCUUUUGGAAACUAACUUGUUGUUUCUUUUCUUCUAGAUGAUGACUGGUUGAAUCUUCAAGGAUCGCAGUGAACAGAUGUCCGUCUGAGGAUACCCAAAUUAUCCAUAUAUCAGACCGAAAGGUUAUUGUAAUUUGGUCUACAUCUUUUUAAAUGAUUUUGUUUCUCUUCUAUUGCCCACAUUUUUGUAUCAAACACAUUUCAUGUGAUAUUAAAUGAUCUUUAUGCCUAAUUGGGGAUAUUAGGUGAAAUCAUUUUUCUUCAGUUUGGUAGUUUGCUUAUUUGUUUUCCCCUUCCCUACUUCAUGUUAUGAACCUCACAGACUUUAACGUAAGUUCAUUUUAAUUAGUUUUUUUUGUUCUUAAUAAACCUUUAUUAAUGGACAGUUUUGGAUGUUGUGCUUUUCUCCUUUUUUUGACCUUAAAGGACUGUUUAGAGACUGUAGUUUGGCCUCUUUAAAAAUCUUACUAUGUAAAACCAUGACAUCAUUAUUGCCAACAGAGCAGGUCUUGUGUUAUGGUUUAAAUGGGCAAAUUUCACAGCCACAUGUCUCUAAUGUUCUCUCUUGUGUAUUUUCUAUGCACUAGGCGCAGUUGCGUAGCAGUUGAGUUUUGCUGGUUAGCUGUUAAGGUGGCGUGUUGCGGUGCAGAGUGCUUGGCUGUUUCCAGUAUUCUCCUGAUUGCUCCUGUGUAACGCCCUGAUUUGUUUAAAUUUGGCUGCUGCGUUUUUUAUUUGCAGAAACAUCUUGUGCAAGUCUUUUUAUGAAUACUCAUAAUGCAGAUGUCUGAGCUUAACUCCCAUAUCCAGAAUAGUUCCAUCAUUCAACAUGCUCAAUGUGUCGUAAUUUCCAUGUAAGUGGUAAAGGUUUCCUCUGAGCAUGACUGAUUUUGUGCAUACCUAAUUCUUUACUGGUCUGUCAGUGUCUCUUAUGAUGUUUGAUGUAAACGCGCAAAUUUAAAGACUCCAUAACUGGAAAUAAAUUGUAUGUUGAUACAAA
Messenger RNA from Danio aesculapii, 2989 nucleotides. It is a transcript of the gene srsf2a, whose product is annotated as serine and arginine rich splicing factor 2a. Lineage: Eukaryota; Metazoa; Chordata; Actinopteri; Cypriniformes; Danionidae. The transcript has 2 exons. The coding region runs from base 151 to 828 and encodes 225 amino acids. Gene Ontology annotation, molecular function: RNA binding. The record is from RefSeq and is a predicted model, not a curated record.